This is a messenger RNA of Tarenaya hassleriana, 1578 nucleotides long. RefSeq names its product probable anion transporter 5. The coding region runs from base 138 to 1451 and encodes 437 amino acids. Gene Ontology annotation, biological process: transmembrane transport. The transcript has a single exon. NCBI's taxonomy places the organism in Eukaryota, Viridiplantae, Streptophyta, Magnoliopsida, Brassicales, Cleomaceae. The record is from RefSeq and is a predicted model, not a curated record. Gene Ontology annotation, molecular function: transmembrane transporter activity.
UCUGAAGGUGGAUGGGAGGUGAUUGAAGCCUAGUAUCUGGUCCAUCUCUCGUUGUGUUUUCAGUAGUGUUUGAAAGAUAGUUAAUUUGGAGUGGUCUCUGAUGAUAAAAAUGCUCUAGAUCCAAGAGAAAGCGGAGCAUGAGGUUGGAAAAUUUCCCAAAACGCUAUUUGAUAGUCUUCUUAACUUUCAUCAGCACAUCUGUGUGUUAUAUAGAGCGUGUCGGCUUCUCCAUCGCAUAUACAGUCGCUGCAGAUGCUGUCGGGAUCGAUCAAUCAAGUAAAGGAACCAUUCUGUCCACAUUCUUCGUUGGUUAUGCUUGUUCUCAAGUGCCUGGAGGGUGGGCAGCUCAGAAAAUCGGGGGGAGGAAAGUUCUUCUUCUUUCAUUUGUUUUAUGGUCAUCUACAUGUUUUUUGGUUCCUCUUGAUCCAAACAGAGUUGGACCCUUGGUUGUGGCUCGUUUACUUGUUGGCGUUGCCCAAGGGUUUAUCUUCCCCUCUAUUCACACGGUUCUGGCUCAGUGGGUUCCGCCUCAUGAAAGGUCUAGGUUAGUUUCAAUCACGACAUCUGGGAUGUAUCUAGGUGCAGCAAUCGGAAUGUGGCUUCUCCCUGCUUUAGUUGAGUUUAGAGGCCCGGAAUCAGUUUUUCUCGUGGAAGCAUUAGCAGGUGGCAUAUGGUCGGUUCUUUGGUUUUGGUAUGCGACUGACCCACCUCGAUCCGAGCAUCCAAAAGCUAUGGCUGUUGGAUUUGGAGGUUCAUUGUUGCCAACUAAUCUAAACCAGAACGGCAGUGUCCAUCCUAAAACGACGAAAAUCCCAUGGAAGAAAAUUAUGGUUAGUUUGCCAGUCUGGGCAAUUGUGGUUAAUAAUUUCACGUUUCAUUAUGCGUUGUACGUGUUAAUGAACUGGCUGCCGACGUAUUUUGAACUUGGUCUCCAGCUCAGCCUUCAGAAAAUGGAUUCAUCGAAGAUGAUGCCUUAUCUCAACAUGUUUGCAUUCUCCGUCCUUGGUGGUUUUAUUGCAGACUACUUGAUUACUAAAAGAAUCUUCUCUGUAACCAGGACCCACAAGUUCUUGAACUCAGUCGGGUUCAUAGUUGCUUCCGCAUCACUAAUGGCUCUCCCAUUCUUUAGAACUUCCAGUGGCGUCAUCUUCUGCUCUUCAGUGGCCCUUGGCUUUUUAGCACUAGGAAGAGCCGGUUUUGCAGUGAACCAUAUGGACAUCGCUCCCAGGUAUGCGGGAAUUCUGAUGGGAGUUUCAAACACAGCUGGAACCUUAGCUGGAAUCAUCGGUGUCGAUCUGACUGGAAAGCUUCUGGAAGCUUCUAAAAUGAUGUACUCGGAUCUGUCGAAUCCAGAGAGCUGGAGGCUUGUGUUCUUCAUUCCAGGGUUACUUUGUAUAUUCAGUUCCGUCGUGUUUCUGAUAUUCUCUACGGGUGAGAGGAUCUUCGAUUGAAAAGGUGUACCUAGGUUUUCUCUUGCAUGUGAAACUAUAUAUCUAGGGUAAUUCAUUUGAUCAUGGAGGUCCACACCUUAUGUAACAAUGAACUAGUUAUCAGAAUAAGUAACCUUACUUUGGGUAA